CUCUUUGCUCCGCGCAGCUUUCACUCAGUCGCUCAUUUCCUAUUUUGAACUUCUGAGGGCUUCUUUUUUAUUAUUAUUAUUGCUUGAAAUGGAGGAUUUGAAAACUUCUGAGCGAUGUGUCCACAAGUCCUCCUCCUUCAGUAUUAGCAGCCUGUUGUGGAGACGAGAUGGGAUGGUGCACGAGUCUCACUCUCCGUCCCAGAAACAUCCAGGUAAAUCCAGCCAGGAUGAAAAGUGUGACAGCGAAGUCAAGCGCGAACUUCCCACACAGGGCGCGACAGUGGAAACAAAAGACACAAGUGGGAAACGGGAUGGGAACAAGGCGGAAUCAAAGGAGAGUGAAGGAAUCGUGAAAAGCGAGAAACCUCCGUUCAGUUACAACGCGCUGAUCAUGAUGGCGAUCCGCCAGAGUCCAGAGCGACGGCUCACACUCAACGGCAUCUACGAGUUCAUCAUGGACAACUUUCCCUACUACAGACAGAACAGACAAGGCUGGCAGAACUCCAUCAGGCACAACCUGAGUCUCAAUAAGUGUUUUGUGAAAGUGCCGCGACACUACGACGACCCGGGGAAAGGCAACUACUGGAUGCUGGACCCCUGCAGUGAGGACGUCUUCAUAGGCGGCGCGUCAGGGAAGCUCCGGCGCAGGACCACGUCUGGAUCUAGGGCAAAACUUGCGCUGAAACGAGGAGGAGGAGGAGGCGGAGGAGGACGGCUGAUGUCCUCCAGCACUGCAACCAGCGUGACUUUGGCCGCGGCGAGUUCGUUUUACUGGCCAGUGCCGCCGUUUCUGCCUCUGCAAACUCCAGUGCGCAGCAGCCUUGGCGCGGGGAACUACCUGAGCGCUCACCCACGCUUCUCCAACCACGCCGCGUCUGUUGUGACUCAGCGAUCCCGCCUGAGCAGAGCGACCCCGGCUGACGUGGACCGGUUCGUGCAGGCUCACCAUCAGGAGAUGUCCUACAUCGGAGUCAGCUGCGCGCAGUCCCGCCGCCAUCAGAUCGGCGCAGCGUGCGCCGCUUUCUCCACGUCCAUCCCCGCGUGCACACUGCCGCUGUCAGAUCCCUGCCCUUUUAACAUGAUCUCCGGACAAGCCAGCUAUUUUUACUCGCACAAGAUUCCGUGCGCUGCGACUUGUAGUCCGUGUCAGGAUGAGUUUACAACCAGCAGGACGUCCCCGGGUCAUUUUUUAUCCAAGGCCGGACACUCGGACUUCGGAGGAUGCUGCAACGACUUUCCAAAUUAUUGCCCUCAAAUAAGUCCAACUGCUCCUUCAUCUUGGAAUAUAGAAAAAUAAAGUCAUUAUACACAUAGCUGAGAUUUAAAAUAUCACUGUAGGAUUUAGAUAAACACGUGGUUAAAGCUUCCAGCCUGACUGGUGAAAACUAGUCCACAAUAUUUACUCAAUAAAGUAUUUGUGUUUAAAUGUUUGAAGUCAAACGAGCGACUAUUCUGUUUUAGAAUAAUACGGAGAGUUGUGCAAAUGAAUGAAAAUGUCGCACAUCUGUUGGGACUUUGGAAAGUCAACAGUAAUAAAUAAUAAUCACCACAGACGCGUUUCAUUCAUUACUCUUCCUCAUAUAUCCACGUGUUCGUGUACAAAGUGUUGUUUGCGCGCAUGUCACUGUUAAUAAGACAUUUAGAAGAUGAAAUAAAAAUAAUAAUCACUGA
Messenger RNA from Solea senegalensis (Senegalese sole), 1671 nucleotides. It is a transcript of the gene foxg1c, whose product is annotated as forkhead box G1c. The record is from RefSeq and is a predicted model, not a curated record. NCBI's taxonomy places the organism in Eukaryota, Metazoa, Chordata, Actinopteri, Pleuronectiformes, Soleidae. Gene Ontology annotation, cellular component: nucleus. Gene Ontology annotation, biological process: regulation of transcription by RNA polymerase II. Gene Ontology annotation, molecular function: DNA-binding transcription factor activity; sequence-specific double-stranded DNA binding. The coding region runs from base 89 to 1297 and encodes 402 amino acids. The transcript has a single exon.